Messenger RNA from Caenorhabditis briggsae, 594 nucleotides. It is a transcript of the gene Cbr-dod-18, whose product is annotated as Protein CBR-DOD-18. Lineage: Eukaryota; Metazoa; Nematoda; Chromadorea; Rhabditida; Rhabditidae. The transcript has 4 exons. The record is from RefSeq and is a predicted model, not a curated record. Gene Ontology annotation, molecular function: nucleoside triphosphate diphosphatase activity. Bases 1 to 594 code for a protein of 197 amino acids.
AUGAAGGAAGCCAUUAUCGUUUUGGCAAGUCAGUCACCAAAUCGUCUGAAGCUGUUACAACAAAUUGGACUCAAAAAUGUGAUCGUUAAAGUGUCGAAUUUCGAGGAAAAUUUGCCGAAAACACUGCCGGUCAAGGAGUUUGUAAUUGAAACUGCUAAAGGAAAACUGGCGACUAUUGUCGAGGAGAUGAAGAAAAACGAGGAACCCUACUCCGUGAUCAUUGCCUGUGACACAGUGAUCGAAUUCAAUGGAGAAAUCAUUGGGAAACCAGCAGACGCUAACGAUGCUGUGGAGACUUUGAAGCGCCUCCGCAAAAACACUCACAAUGUCUACACCGGGAUGGCUUUACAUUAUCAAAAGACUGACCAAUACGAGGAGUUCAUUGAGAAAACUAUCGUUCAUUUUGGAGAUAUUCCGGAUAGAGUUAUUGAGGAGUAUGUGAAAAGUGGAGAGCCCUUGAAGAAAGCUGGCUCCUAUGGAAUCGGGGAAUUUGGUGCCGUCUUCGUCAGUGGAAUUGAAGGAUGUAUGCCGAAUGUGGUCGGUCUGCCACUUCACCGUCUUCACCAGGCGCUGAUCGCGAAGAAUAUUCUCUGA